This is a messenger RNA of Mesocestoides corti, 459 nucleotides long. The record is from the annotation of a GenBank genome assembly. NCBI's taxonomy places the organism in Eukaryota, Metazoa, Platyhelminthes, Cestoda, Cyclophyllidea, Mesocestoididae.
AUGCAAAUUGCCUUCCCGGUGGCCGCUAUGAACAGCAGUAUUGCAAUGGCGCAGGCGGAGGAGUCGCCAAGUCAUCGCACAGCACCGCCCGCCGCCACCCGCCGUGCCCCGUCUGCUGCUCCCGUGGCGUCUCAUGCAAAUCACCUGUGCCUGUCAGUGUGGGUGUGCCUAUUUCGAUGGGUGAGUAGCGGCAGUUCCUGCGGUGGUGCCACGCCCAUGCGUUGCACUGGCAUGCUCAAAGACGUUGGUACUGCCGUCUGCCCAUCAUCGCAGCCUACACACACAUUUGUCAUCCCUCUCUCGCUUGUUCAUGCUCUCUCUAAGACCCAGCAGGCACCAACACGUGCAUCGCUUGCACCACGCAGGCGACCAGAUAAUCGGGCUGCCGCUGCUGCUGCUGCCACCGCUGCCGGCGCUGCUGCUGCUGGGUCGUGUGAUGUGUGGUGCCGGACUGUUUAA